Tuber aestivum (summer truffle) is the source of this 1524-nucleotide messenger RNA. The record is from the annotation of a GenBank genome assembly. NCBI's taxonomy places the organism in Eukaryota, Fungi, Ascomycota, Pezizomycetes, Pezizales, Tuberaceae.
CCCUCCCCCCUUCCCCAACUCGACGGAUAAAGCCAUCGUAACAGUAUCCUUAACGACACGCAAAGCCCUUCCGGGAAACAUUAACAGAAAAAGUAUUUUAAAAAUAAAAACACAGCAACAAUCAUGGCUCCACAACCACCGCCUGAAAUGCCCCUCCCGCAACGGCUCAUGGCUCUAGCACAAACUUUGCAGUUUGGUUGGUUCGUCGGGUAUGUCUUUCCUCCUCUCCAUCUAUACUGUCCGCUUCUUUAACAAACCGUGAGUGUGAAACAACGACAGCCACUUCACCCUCCUCCUAACCACUCUUCGUUACGCCCUCGCAGCCCUAAAAUUCUCCACAAAUACCCGGGUAGCUAGCCUCUGCUAUCGUCUCGGCUUCCUUAGCGCGGCGGUGACCUACGGCAUCGUCGUUUACAAGGCUUACCGACCCCGUGUCCGCAGCGGGCAAUUACCCGGAGGGCAAGCCGGCGUUAUGAAGGUGUUGGGGGACGAGAAUGUCCAGUAUUUAUGUACGUUUAUCUUUCUUUCAUUCAAUUCUUCUCUCUUCCGUGGGAGACAAUUGCUAACAUGACUAUGAUACUGAUGUGAUAGUCAUGGCCUUAAUCUGGCUCUACACAAAGCCAAUCCUCUACGCUCUCCUCCCGUUCGCCGUGUACUCCACUUUCCACUUUCUAACAUACCUCCGCACCAACCUCUUGCCAACCAUUUUCCCCCCUCCUCCCGCUUCCCCAACCUCCCCGGGUGGCUCCAAACCGCAAUCAGCAUUCUCGGAGUCCAUUGCAAAGUUUGUCAAGAACAACUAUGACUACUCUAUGCACCUGGUAGCGAACUUGGAACUCUUCCUCUGGGCACGCAUAUUUUGCGGCGCCCUGAUCUUUAGGAACUCUUGGAUCCUUUUGGCAAUUUAUACCAUCUUCCUUCGAACGAGGUACUCGCAGAGCCCAUUCGUCAGGGACGCAUUGAAGGGGCUUGAAGUCCGUGGGAAUGCGCUCGCCGCGGAUAAUAAUAUUCCCGAUGGUGCCAAGAACGUUUGGAGCACCGUGAAGAGCGGUGUCAAGAGCUUUGGUGAGUUUACGGAUUUGGGGAAGUAUCUGGGUGGUGGCGGUACGCCCAAGAAGGCGCAGUAGAGAAUAUUAGUGGUGGAUAGGUGAAAAUGGGACUGUCUUGUCAGAAUGAGGGACGGGCGUGGAGAGUGGGGUGAAAGUGGAAGUAAAGGUGUAUUCGGAUGGGGAUUGAUUGGAUUAGUUUUACAAUGGAAUGGAAAUGUUGAACGAAGUGCUUUGGUUUCCUUUUCCAUCUCUUUUGGCCUUUGCUUCUUUUUUCUUUAUUCGGUUGAGCCGGAUUUCACGUUUAUGCGGUUGUUUAUUUCUUUUGCCUUUCCUUGGGCCCGGUGCGGUGCGAUACUUGCUGCCAGUCGGUGGGUGGGUCAUGAGAGCGGACAUGCCUAAUGCGGAGGGACAAAGUCAAGGGAUCACCAAUCAUAUCAUCAUUUCAUUCCAUUUAAUGAUUCAAUUGUACCCAUCG